UAGUACAGAACCGCGCUCAGCCGCGUCGCUCGUGUGAGCGUCCCGCUCAAGGACAUUACGAAAAUUUGACUGAAAACGUAUAUACAAUAAGUAAUUAAGUGAACAUUUAUAUUAAAUAAUGAAUCGUGCUCUAAUAUUUUAAUAUAAAUUUUAAGUAGCGUGUAUUGUAAAGUUUUUAACAGUGCUUUCAGUGUUCGUGUUGUCUCUUUCUACCAAAUGAAAGGGAGAGGAAGAUUUUAGCCUAGUGCUUUUUAUGGUUUUCUAUUGUAAAGCGAAUUGAGAAAAUAAUCGCUUCAAUAUCUUGUGCACACAAGAAUAUUAUAAGUGUAGAAUAAACAAGGGCGCCGCCCACGUUGCACGAUAACGCAGCUUCCCGACAGAGAAAUUAAUCUGGAACUCGGUAACAGGAAACGAGCCGAUAAAGUGCCAGUAGCACAAAAAGAAUCGGCUAGAAUACUAAGAUGACCGAAAACUAUCGAUAAAAUACGAAAAUAUGACGAAAUUCAACGAAUCUAAUAGGUGUAGGAUACCGAAUGAAUGCAUCGAGGAGCAUUCAAUAGUGUGUAAUGUGAAAGACGAAAGCAGAAGAUCGAUUAUCGCGAGGGUACGAAUGGACGUAUAUAGUGAAUCAAAGCCAGCCGCUUAUUUGAAAUUUAAAUGUGCGCGGGGUCUCCGGGAGUUUGUUAACUGUAGAAGGACAAUGGGUAUGCACGUGCGAGCUUUGGUCGUGCUUGGACUAGUGUUCAUGUUAGUGACGACUGUUCAAGGCGCGCCCGGAAGGAAGCGGCCGAGUCGAAGUGCACAUGAGAAAAAUGCGAGAAGUUACCUAGAACAAUUUGGCUACUUGAAGAAAGGUCAACCAGAAGUCGGCAACCUCUUAAUGGGCGAUGUUUCGCACUCCUAUGAAGACGAAUUUAGGAUCGCUAUUAAAACUCUCCAAGAGUUUGGUGGCAUUCCUGUAACGGGGGAGAUUGACCAUUCAACAAAAGAAUUGAUGAAGCAGAAGCGAUGCGGUCGGCCUGAUCGUGAAGUUGGCGAUGAAAAUAGGAGAAAGAAAAGAUUUGCCGUGCAAGGAGAGAAAUGGAAACACACGAAUUUAACUUGGAGCUUGUCUCAAGCCCGUCGGCCGUCUCAACUGGACCCUCACAUAACAAGAAGUGUGCUGGCUCGCGCCCUCGACGUCUGGGAGCAAGCUUCAAGGCUCACCUUCACAGAAGUCAACUCAGACGACGCUGAUAUUGUCGUAUCAUUUGCCAAACGUUACCAUGACGACGCCUAUCCAUUCGACGGGAGGGGCUCGAUUCUUGCGCACGCGUUUUUCCCGGGCACAGGUCGUGGAGGUGAUGCUCACUUUGAUGACGAUGAACUGUGGCUACUGCAACCCAAAAACGACGACGAAGAAGGAACAUCGUUGUUCGCGGUCGCGGCUCAUGAAUUUGGUCAUUCCUUGGGCCUCAGUCACAGUUCUGUAAAAGGAGCUUUGAUGUUCCCGUGGUAUCAAGGUAUCCAGCCCAACUUCGCAUUACCUGAAGAUGAUCGCAAUGGCAUACAGCAAAUGUAUGGUCCUAAAGUAAAACGGACUUGGGCGAAGAUUCCUUACUACCGACCGGUCGAGACGCCACCGCCCACAACCACUACAACAACUACCACCACCACUACAACUAGACGGCCAUACAUUUACCAUCAUCACCCUGAACGGCAUCCGAACCACCGCUACACUCCCCAAUACCCUCGACCUCCGAGUAAACCAUAUUACCCAGACAGAAACCCGUACCCCGAUCGACCACGUUACCCAGAAAAAUCCAACCCGUAUCCGGAACGGCCAUACUACCCAGAACGAAGGCAUUACAAUAGUAGCGAAGACCAUCCUCGAAGGACCCACAAUCAUUAUCCUCGUACCGAAUCAACCACGCACCCUACCACCUACCGUCCUAAAUACCCUCAUGUGAGACCUGAAUAUCCCACGAAUCCACGCCAAAAUUACCCAACAGAUGCGGACUAUCCUAAAAAGAAGCCGGUCUAUCCAAAAACCACAACACCAAAGCCGUCGGACAAGCCUGACACGUGCGAUACGAGUUACGAUGCUGUUAGUUUGAUACGAGGGGAACUUUUCAUAUUUAAGAACAGAUAUCACUGGAGAAUUGGUGCUAAUGGGCGGUACCCGGGAUAUCCUUUAGAAAUAUCAAGAAUGUGGUCACUUCUACCAAAUAACCUAUCACAUGUGGACGCUGUUUAUGAAAGGCCGGAUAGAAAGAUUGCUAUUUUUGUUGGAAGAGAAUUAUACCUGUUCGAUUCACAAUAUCUGGUGCCGGGUUAUCCUAAGAAGUUAGUUGAACUGGGCUUACCGGACAGUCUUAAUAAAUUAGACGCUGCGAUGGUCUGGGGACACAACGGAAAGACGUACUUCUACAGUGGCACUAUGUAUUGGAAGUUUGAUGAAGAAAUUGGUCGUGUUGAAUUAGAUUAUCCAAGAGAUAUGUCGAUGUGGAAAGGCGUAGGCUACAAUGUUGACAGCGUAUUUCAAUGGAAAGAUGGUAAAACCUACUUCUUCAAAGGCAAAGGUUUUUGGAAAUUCAAUGACCUCCAAAUGCGCGUCGAGCAUGAAAAGCAAUAUUCUUCAGCUCAGUACUGGAUGGCGUGUUCAGGUGAAAGAGCAGGUCGUCGAGCUCCAUUCCGUGCUCCCCCCGCUCCGGGAUCCACGCUGAGAUCACCAAGUUCCGCCCCACUUAGUACUUCAAAUAUUUCUAUUUGUCUAUUUUCUCUAGUAGCAUCUUUUUUAGUAAAGAACAUUGUAAAAUAUUUAUAAAAUUUAUCGCUUAUGCAUAAUACGGCUAGUAGAACUGAUAUAACAAGUACAUAUCGAUAUUAUGUCUGAGUUUAGGCUUAGGAUUAAAAUUGCGCAAACACUACACUGCCUUUUAGUAUUAAAUUGAAUGCCCAUAUUAUCGUAUCUUGUAGGAUAAUUUAAGGUAGGAAUUUAGUUUUUAUUGUAUGUACAUUUUGAUCUCAAUAUGAUCGAGUGCUUGUUUCAUUAUGAAUUGUAAGGUACAUAACACCAUUUAUUUAGCUGUUGUACAGAUCGUGUUCUAUAUCGAUGUCAGUAUGUAGCAAUAUACGUUAAUUCCUUUUAUUUGUCUAUUUAAUAUUAUAGCUUUCGUGUGACAAUUUGAGUUCUAUGUAUUCCAAUAUGUACACAAUACCUAUUACAUAUAGUAAUGCAUAGAUUAUUUUGAAAACAUGUAAGUAGUACAUAUUUAGCGCGCAUAAAAGUGUAAUAUUUAAAUAAAAACUACUUAAUAUAUUAUCUUUAACAGUAAUAAAAAUGUUACAUUUAAAACAAAUUAUGUAUAUAUUCAUAGAAGUAACUAAGAUCUAUUAUCUGCAUACUCUUUUAAUAGUUCACGAAUUCAACGUGUUUUUUAAAAUAAUCAUGUAAAUAUAUUCACGUCAAACUUUUAGAAAAAUCCAGAUAAACCUACACAAGAAUGCCUUAACUAAUUAUAUAAUAAGUUUAUGUAUAAUUAAUGUGAUGAAAUGUGUAACAAUUACAAAGUUAUAAAUAAAACUAUUGUACAUUCACUCAUGCUGGUUAGAGGUACACAUACUCGGUAAUAUGUAAAUUGUAAUUGUAGAUUUUUUCUUAUUAAUAUUGAAUAAUCUAAGAUCGUAUAAAUAAUAAUAAAUAACUUUUAUAAAAUCUUACAGUCCGUAGUAGAUUUUUAACUAUGAUGUGCUUUUUGUGUGCAAUGUUUACGUGAAAAUUAGAAUUAAGGUUAUAUAAGAAAAUUAUUUUAGAAACUUGCGUCAACCUAAUAUAUAUUUUGUUUACACUACAAUAUUAAAAAAAUAAGUGCCACGCAAAAAGCUUUGAGUGAGUUAUACAGCCAAAUGAAUAUUUUUAAUGUCAAUAGAUAUGUUUAUGUAAGAAUGAACACAAAUACAAAAUAUUUCAAAACGGAGCUCUAUAACAUGAAUAUGGUGCUUUAUAUAGAUAGUUAUUUGUACAGAAUAAAUUUGUAUUUGUAUUUUUAUACAUAAUAGAUGUUUACUCAAGUAUAAACACAUUUUUAUUGGAAAAGUAUAUAGGAAGUCCAUUUAGCUGUACCUAAUCAUUAAAAUACUUAGAUGAGAA
Messenger RNA from Pieris napi, 4132 nucleotides. Its product is annotated as matrix metalloproteinase-2-like. The transcript is spliced from 12 exons. NCBI's taxonomy places the organism in Eukaryota, Metazoa, Arthropoda, Insecta, Lepidoptera, Pieridae. The record is from RefSeq and is a predicted model, not a curated record. Gene Ontology annotation, molecular function: zinc ion binding; metalloendopeptidase activity. The coding region runs from base 494 to 2806 and encodes 770 amino acids. Gene Ontology annotation, biological process: extracellular matrix organization; proteolysis; collagen catabolic process. Gene Ontology annotation, cellular component: extracellular matrix.